AAUAGAACUACAUAUAUACAGAGAUAGGUGUGAUCUUAGUUAUAUAUUCUCUGAACGUUUACUACGAUAAAGAAGAGAGCCGAUAUUUGAAUGCAGUGACUCCAAAAUUCUAUUGCUUGGUGGUCCUCAUUGGUGAUAAAGACUAUUCCUUCGAAUGCUGUUGUUGGCAUAAAUGUUUGUGAACAUGGAAUCUGAUGUAAUUCUUCAGUGUGGUUUAUCGUUGGUGAAUAUUGCUGAGUUUUACAAACUGUUCGGUGGGAAACACUAUUUCUGGAGCAUGUGUUGUUUGAAAAGGUCAGAAGGACAGACACUGAGAGGAUAGAGAGAAAGAGAGGAAGGAGGAACCAGACAGAACUUAUCUUCAGUGUCUGAUAAUUCAGUGAGUAGUUUGACUGAAGAUUCUUUCAGUUUGCACAGACAACUCCAAAAAAAUGGAGGAUACUGAGAAUAUCACAGUGGCCAGAGAAACUUACCAGGACUCCAAACACGUUGAUCCCCAGGAGAUCAAAUGUACUGCAGCUGCCUCAGAGCCAGUGGAUGGGACCGAUACAACAUACAGUGAACCUAAUGAGGAAAACAAAGUAGAAAAGGUGGAGACAAAACCUGAAGCCAAUAAAGGUGAGACAUGUGAGCGUGGGGUAGGAGUCAACACAUUAAGGGAGGAGGAGAAAGAGACUGCAGUGGAGAAAAAAGAGGAGGUCAAAGAACAAACAGUUAAGGAGCAAAACAAUGAGACAGGGGUUAAUGGGGAAGGAAAUGAAGGUAACAAUGAGUCUCUCGCAAAAGAAAAUCAUAUUAAUAAAGCUGAUGACAUCUGUGAGGAGGAAGGAAAACUUAAGAAGAACAAAGGACACGAGCUGAGAAAUAGCUUUGAAAGUCAAACUGAACAAAAGACAGAGGACAAAGACAAAAAGGAGAUUAAAGAAAAUAAAGAUCAUGUUCAGGACAAGGAAAGAAAUCCGUCAAGAAAAAGUGGAAAAACUUCAUCGUCUGCCCUCAAAGCUCCAAUUAAAUCAUCUGUGUGUCCACGUGCUGCACGGUCUUCUGCCAGAAGAGAAGCCAUGGCCAAGUUUCAGAAGGACCAGACUCCAGGAGUUCGUAACUUCAAAGUUCAACAGACAUCCACAGGCAUGGGCGGUGGAGCUUCAAUUAAACAGAAAAUUAUCCAGUGGUGUAAAAUCAAAACAAAGACAUAUGAGGGUGUCAACAUAGAAAACUUCUCUUCAUCUUGGAGUGAUGGUCUGGCAUUCUGUGCCCUUGUUCACAAUUUUUUUCCAGACGCGUUUGACUUCUCCUCCCUUAAAGCCAGUGAGCAAGAAAAAAACUUCACUCUAGCCUUCAGCACAGCAGAGUCUCUUGCUGACUGCUGCCCCCUUCUGGAGGUUUCAGAUAUGAUACUAAUGGGCAAAAACCCAGACCCUAUGUGUGUUUUUACCUAUGUACAGGCCCUUUGUCAUCAUCUGUCAAAGAUAGACAAAGAGAGGAAAGAGAAAGAGAAAGAGAAAAAGGAGAAUAAGAAUAAGAACAAAGAAGAUGAUCAAGAGGUGGCUGAAGUUCACGAACAAGACAAAGUGAAGGAGGAGAGUGAACAACAUGAGGAAAAUCAAACAGAUCGAGGAGACCGACCAGAAUGAACAUGUUAUAUCACAGAUGCUGUGAAUGAUGUUUAGAAGGAAAAAAGGGGGAAAAAACCUAAGCCAAGGCCUAUAAAUGUAUUGUUUAAUAUUAUUUGGACAUAGGCCUUGGCUUAGGUACAUCAUUUGUUAUCAUAACCUUUACACAUUACUGAAUGUAUGAAUUGAGAUUUUUAUUUAAAGGGUGAAUAAACACGUUAUUCUGUAAAAAAAUAGGUAUCAUAAUGAUAUAUUUACAAUACAAUACAGAGUUUUUCAUUCAUUCAUAUCAUAUCAAAUAAAUGUUGAAACAAUA
Molecule: messenger RNA, 1929 nt
Organism: Triplophysa dalaica
Lineage: Eukaryota; Metazoa; Chordata; Actinopteri; Cypriniformes; Nemacheilidae
Gene: smtnl1
Product: smoothelin-like 1
Exons: 7
Coding region: 432-1634 (400 amino acids)
Biological process (GO): actin cytoskeleton organization
Cellular component (GO): filamentous actin; microtubule organizing center
Molecular function (GO): protein binding
Source: RefSeq, a predicted model, not a curated record